AUGUCAGAAACAGACGUCGGCUUCCUGGCCGCCGUGGAGGAGGCUCGACAGGGCUUUGCGGAGGGAGGCGUGCCGAUAGGAGCCUGCCUCGUCUCAAAGGACGGCAAGAUUCUCGGUCGCGGUCAUAACAUGCGCGUUCAGAAGGGGAGUGCCACGUUACAUGGCGAAAUAUCCGCGCUCGAAAACUCGGGUCGUCUGCCCGCCUCGGCCUACGCCGGCUCGACAAUGUACACGACCCUGUCGCCCUGCGACAUGUGCACGGGGGCCUGCAUCCUCUACAAGGUCGCCCGGGUCGUCGUGGGCGAGAACAAGACCUUCGUCGGCGGCGAGGACUACCUCAAAGCGCGGGGCGUCGAGGUCGUCGUGCUCGAGAACCGCGAGUGCAUGGAGCUGAUGAGGAGGUUUAUCGAGGAGAAGCCGAAUGUCUGGAACGAGGAUAUCGGGGAGCAAUAA
Molecule: messenger RNA, 453 nt
Organism: Fonsecaea nubica
Lineage: Eukaryota; Fungi; Ascomycota; Eurotiomycetes; Chaetothyriales; Herpotrichiellaceae
Exons: 4
Coding region: 1-453 (150 amino acids)
Cellular component (GO): nucleus; cytoplasm
Molecular function (GO): diaminohydroxyphosphoribosylaminopyrimidine deaminase activity
Source: RefSeq, a predicted model, not a curated record